Molecule: messenger RNA, 1030 nt
Organism: Theileria equi strain WA
Lineage: Eukaryota; Apicomplexa; Aconoidasida; Piroplasmida; Theileriidae
Product: vesicle-associated membrane protein, putative
Exons: 2
Coding region: 353-1030 (225 amino acids)
Biological process (GO): endoplasmic reticulum membrane organization
Cellular component (GO): endoplasmic reticulum membrane; plasma membrane
Source: RefSeq, a predicted model, not a curated record
GCACUGUGAGUUAAACCCGAAGGGUAAAUAUGUACUUUGUGAUUUACAGUUCGUAAAGUUUUGCCUUCGCCUACUAGCGCCCUUCGUUUACGUUUUUUGGUUCGUCCACACAGGCUGCAAGAUCGGUCCUGUGCUCGUUAAUUCUGGGAUUUACGCGCUCACCCUCUCCAGUACGUUGGGUGUAUCGCAGAUUUAAACGUUUUGGUGUAUAUACUGUGGGUAGGUCACCCGUUUGGCAGGUAAUCACCAAUAUUUAAGCCUCUGGAAGUCAUAGGGACAAUUUCCAGAGACAACAAGUCAUUUUUGUAGACCACAAGUGUCUAAAAUCUAUAUAGGAUUUAUCGACAAUAAGAUGAGUUCUCUAUUGCGGAUCACUCCCUCGGAUACUAUAGAGUUCCCUCUUGUCUUGUACACUCCACUAAAUGCCUCCUUGAAGCUCGAAAAUGUUUCAUCAGAACAUGUUGCUUUCAAGAUAAAGACCACGACGCCAAAAGGAUACUUGGUGCGUCCGUCUACCGGAGUUAUAAAGCCAGGGGAUGUGCAGACGGUACAAAUUAUACUACAGCCACUUAGCGAAACCCCAAAGGUUAUAAAUGACCGCUUUUUGGUACAAUAUACAGUAGUGGCAAAUGAUGAUCCCAUUUCCAAGGACAUGUGGACCACAGUUGCCAAGUCCGCAAUACAAGAUCAGAGACUCAGUGUAUCGUUUAUCAAAGACCCAGGACUAAAUAUACAGUCGGGAAACUCCCCGUAUGGGAUUCCACCCAAAAUUGCUGCAAGGUUGAUAACUCCACAGUCGUCUAAUGUGGAUCUGCCAGAGCUACGUCAAAAGUAUGAUGAACUGGUUCAAUACUGCCUUUCCGUCGAAAAACUCAAGUCUAACAUUUUAAAUGAAAACGAACAGCUGCGACAAAAGUUACAAAUGGGACCAAAUGACUCAAUCGGAGGUAAAAUUGCACUUGAAGUGUGGCACAUUCCGGUAUUUAUCAUACUUGUAAUCAUUCUUCUCAAGGCCCUUGGGCACUUUUAG